AGUAUCGACAAUCAAUUCGAUUCUGCGAUCAUUCGCAGUUUGAAGAUCGACGUAAACAGAUCAAGAUACAUAAUAGUUGCGGCGCGCUCAAAUGUGUUCUGAAAUAAACAAAGUUUUGCCCUUGUGACAAGGAAUGAUUCAAGUUGUUAUCAUUUUUAAAUAAAUAAACUGCUUAAACUCAAUUUUUUUAAUUUAGAAUCAAAUUUUAAUUAUGUCGGCAAAAUUAGUGUUGUUUGUUUUUGUGGCAAUUUUAUUUGGGAGUUCUUUGGAAUUAAUGCAAUUAUCUGGAGCAGUUUCAGCAGAAAACCAAAAAGAAGAUGCUGAGAUUCGAAAAAUACUGUACGGAGAACCAUCAAAUAUAAAACAAUGUCUGAAUGUCUCCAUGAGCCGUAAAACAGGCAUCAAAAUAAAUGAAACAGAAUUGGAUAAACCUCUUUGGACCGUUGUUAUCCUCAAAGAGGAAAUCAUUCUAAAAGAUAAAAUCAUCAACAUUCAACAAUGCACUGGUUCUCUCAUCAAUACCCAAGUCGUCCUUACGGCAACUCACUGUACAUACAACAAGACAAAAAAUGAACUAAAAGUUCGUGCUGGAGAAGGAACAUUCCAACAAGAACGUCGAAUUAGACAAGUCAUCUAUCAAAAUAAAAAAAAAUAUAACAUCACGAUGCCAAUGAAAGAUAUUGCUUUGAUAUUUCUCAAAACCCGCUUUGAUCAUUCUCCUCAUGUUAGAACAAUUUGUCUAUUACCAAAACCUGUACAGAAAAUUGCUCCAAAUGUUCAAUGUUUUGUUACUGGAUGGGUGAAAAAAGCUCAGGACAAACCUGGUUGUAAUUUCAAAAAAAUAGCUAUGAGCACAAUUCGAAGAGAUAGAUGUGAGCAAGUACUAAGGCUGACAGGUCUUGGUGGAGAGUUUGAGUUGGACAAAAGUUUCAUGUGUGCAGGGGGAGACUUUGAUAAGGGAGCUCUGGAUGUUUAUGGCGGUGCUCCUUUGGUGUGUCCAAUUUGUGGAUCUAGUGGAAUAAUGGCACAAGUUGGAGUUAUGUCCUGGGGAUUUAAAACUCCACCGCUCCCAGAGGUUUUGACUUCAAUAAGCAGUGCCCACAGUUGGAUUGUUAAUCAACUUAAAAGGAAAAAAUUUAAGCUGCCUGAUUGCGGGAUCUAGACCUUAGUUUUAAUUGAAAUUCUUUAAAAUUUGUUUA
This is a messenger RNA of Episyrphus balteatus (marmalade hoverfly), 1199 nucleotides long. RefSeq names its product phenoloxidase-activating factor 2-like. NCBI's taxonomy places the organism in Eukaryota, Metazoa, Arthropoda, Insecta, Diptera, Syrphidae. The record is from RefSeq and is a predicted model, not a curated record. Gene Ontology annotation, molecular function: serine-type endopeptidase activity. The coding region runs from base 212 to 1162 and encodes 316 amino acids. The transcript has 2 exons. Gene Ontology annotation, biological process: proteolysis.